Molecule: messenger RNA, 1344 nt
Organism: Staurois parvus
Lineage: Eukaryota; Metazoa; Chordata; Amphibia; Anura; Ranidae
Source: the annotation of a GenBank genome assembly
UCCAACAACAGAGACACAAACAGGAGGAGGAGGAGGGCGGCUGGGCGCAGGAGCGACACAGACACGGCAAUAGCCGGGAUGGAGAUGAGGCCGGGGAAGGCACCGACGAGGAAGAGGAGAGCAUGCAGCAACAGCUCCAGGAGGUGGCGGUCCGGCCGGCCGGGGAUAUGGGGGAGGAUCUGUGUAACUUCAACCAGUUGGAGGACUACAUCAUCCGUACCAAGGACUCCUUGGAGGCCGGAGCCACCUUCCUGAAGGCUCCCGGGGAGGUGUACAGCUGGAGGCGGUGUCUGGAGGUGUGCUGUACGGAGCGGAGCUGCUCGGCGGCCGUGGUGGAGAGGUCGGCCCGGGGCCUCAGCUGCUUCCUCUUCGACUGCAUUCACCGGGGGAGGAAUGUCUGCCAGUUCUCCCCUCAUAGAGACUACAGCAGCUUCACCCUCAGCGCCAGGAAUGUCUCCUCUACAUGGGAUGGCUGGACUCCGCCCAGAGCCAACUCUGAUACCAGGGCAGAGAAUGACAAGCCACCUACCAGCAAUGCAGGACAAGAUGUGGUGCUCCCAGCUGCCUGUUGACUGGGUCAUACUGGAUGGACGAGAAAGCACUGAUGACCAUGCCAUAGUUCGCUAUGAAUGGACACUACUCCGAGGAGACCCAUUAGUUGACAUGAAGGUCGUGCAACCAGGGACGCUGAAACUCUCCCACUUGCAAGAAGGAGUUUAUACUCUACAGUUGACUGUGACUGACACUUCUGGACAGAAGAGCUCUGACAAUGUCUCCGUCAGUGUUCUCCCUGCUGAACAUCAUGUAUCAGCUUCCACAACCUGCAGUGGAGCCUGCAGCCGCUACCAGUUUAUCUGUGACGAUGGGUGUUGUAUAGAUAUUACUUUAGCAUGCGACAGAGUGGUGCAAUGUCCGGAUGGCUCUGAUGAAGCUUUUUGCCAGAACUUUAGCUCUGGUCGAAAAACUGUGAUUCACAUCACUGAAAAAACAGAAAGCCAUUCAAAUACUGGAAAAAUGACUGAAACAGAAAACAAUCCAGCACUAGAAAAAUCAAGGCUCACUGGAAAGAUUUUUGUAUCCAUGGAUAAGGAAAAGAAUCAGUCACUCCAUCAGGAAUCUCCUUACAAUCGUAUGCUCAGCACAGGAACAAUGGUACGUCCCACAACAGCAGAUCCUAGAGGACAUCGUAAAGUGGUUCCAGGCACUGUUUCAUCAAACACUGACAAGGAUAUAGAGGAAUCAAAUUUGUUUAUUUCAAAAGACAUCCCACAGGGAAGUGGACACCCAGCGCCUGAGACAGGUAUUUAUGUAUACUUGGUAGUUCAGGUAUUUGAAAUACACUGA